Molecule: messenger RNA, 11870 nt
Organism: Paramuricea clavata
Lineage: Eukaryota; Metazoa; Cnidaria; Anthozoa; Malacalcyonacea; Plexauridae
Source: the annotation of a GenBank genome assembly
AAAAGACAUUGCACCAAAAAGGUGCUGGAGAAACAUUUAAUAAUAAAUCAACAUGGCAAUUAGCUGCGGGCUCGCCUUGCUCAUUGUUAUCCUCAGUGCUGGUAGCAAUAUUUUAGCAUCACAAGGUAUGUUUGUUAUAUUUACCAUUUUAUAUAUACCAUUUAUUGAAAUAUGGAGUUGAGGAAUCAACAUCUGGCGUCACUGACAGUUUGGUGUAUACGUUACUUCAAGUAACACCGUGAUUUUAUAAUACUGCAGAAUUCUCGCGUUGGUUCGUAGUCCUGCAUGCUUGCUAUUUUCGCACCAUUUAUAUAAUGUAUCGUAAUCUGAUAAAUUUUUCAAUAACAUUUUCCUAAAUUUAUAUAUUUUACUAUUUAAUCAGAGCCACUCGAGCAUCUUCGCCGACUACAAUUUGCCCAUAAAUCCGUUAUUUUGCCGACGAGAUGUUUUCAGGGAGUGUCCCCCUUAUAGCGCGACGGCCAUGCUCCGAAUUUUCUGAAUAGGCUUGUAACUUUUCCGAAUAGGGCAAUUUUCUAAAAGUUUUGGGGCAGCAUUCCCCAUUUACCCCUUCGCUACGGCCCUGACAGAUCAUUCAUUCUACAGGGGAUAUUAAAAUUUGAUACUCGUCCAAUAUAGAUGAUGUGACAACAAUGAUCAUGCAAAUGCUUUAAAAUGUCUUCUGUUUAACAGACCCGCCAUGAAUAAAUUUCGACCCGGCUCGUGUCAAUUUUGUACAAGAAAAUCACGAUCAUUCUGUGGAGAGAUAAGAAUAAUGAGAACCACAAAAAUUCUUUCGUCCCUGCAGGAAAUGUUUUAUUAAACCGUGUGCCAAACUGAUGUUUGGAUACACUAAAACGUAAGGUAAUCUGGUGUCAACCAUGACGCAAAUUUUAAAGAUUCAAGAUUUAUUGAUAAAAUGUACUAUUUACAAGAAAAGAAAAUGUAUAAAUCACACAAGAUAAUAAUUUAAAUUUACAAUUUCAUAUUGAAUGAAAAAGUGCGCAGUGGCCAAUGGAGCAUAAGCUUUCGAACAACAACAGUUGAUUAUGAUUCGAACACUCUAACAUAAACAAUUAGUCGAAAAAUAAGGUUGAACUUAUAUGCAUACAAAAUUAAUACUAAAAAGACGCUUCUGAACACAUGUUUCUGAAAAUGCAUGUUUACUGUUUAGGCGUUUCUCAAUUCUUGAUUUAGUAAAAAUAAAACAGUUUUAUUUGUUUGUACAAAACAAAGAAAGAGGAAGUCGUUGGAAAAAAGAGCUUUUAAUUAACGUGCAGUAAAUCGAUAGUAUUGGCUCUUGUAGGUUUCAGGCAACAUUAUAUACGUCCUGUGUAAAGAGCAAAUUAAUCACAAACGCCUGUCAAUUGGGCAAAGACAGUGCAUGCUAGAAAGGCGUAGGAGAACGAUAAUACAAAAUCAAAAUGGCAGACAGGCUCGUUGUUUUCUGCUUUAUCUUAAGUGUUGCUUUCUUACUAUCAGAAGGUAAAUAAUAAGUAUGUUUUUAUACCUUUAACCACUGUAUGACACACCAUGUGUGAGCAUGAUAUAUGAGUAUAUCCCUUAUUAUAGGGGGCUACAGCAUCUCAGGAAGGUACAGCAUCCUCUAUAUCACACACUAUAUGUGUGCAUGCUAUAUGAGCAUAUCCCUUAUUAUAGGAGGGUACAUGCAGUAUCUCAGUAAGGUACAGCACUUUAAAUGCAUUAAUUUAAUGAUAGAUUACGCAUGGGAAAGAUAAACCACAUCAUUUGGAUGCCCUACACAUAGUAGAUCAAGAAAGUGAACAAUUCUCGCACUGUUCCCGCAACUUUUGUGGUUUAAAAUUGUACAAUAAAAGUAAUUAUAUCUCAUUUGUGUCGGUUUUCUUUGAUCGUCCGAGGUUUAUAACUAGCUAAUAUACCUUGAAUAAAUAAUUACAUCAAACUUUCCGACAAAACGCGAGAAUUUUUCAUCAAAAAUUUUUGAAAAUGACAAAAUAUGUUAGAAAACCUCCACAAAUGAGAUAUAAACCUCGAAAGUCGGUGUAUAACUGAUAUAUUGCCCUCGGACGCUUCGCGUCCUCGGGGGCAAUAUAUCAGUUAUAAACCUCCUUCUCGGUUUAUAACUCUAACUUAUAAGCAUUGCAUGGGCGGAUUAGACUAGACUCUCCACUUCCUCAGCCACUUCCUCAGCCGUUGAUCGUAGACGCCAAGUGUACAUGCAGUGAUACGUCUGCAAAGCGUGAUUAUAUAUAGUUUUAUGUAGUUCAGGGUUGGAAAUAUAUAAAAAAUAUAAGUUACCUUGGUUUGGAAGGGAAAUUGACAUAGACCAUGUACUAAAAAUGUCAACAUUAAUAACAUUAUUAUGGGCCGGUUGUAUCUUUAAGUAGUCAUUUAACAUUUUAACCAGCCGUUUUCAUAUCUAUAUCCAGGGUGUGUAUAAAAAAGGGUAAUUCAACUUUUGCAUGACAUUGUUAGUAAUUUAUUCACUGUAUAAACGUAUUUUUUUCAUAAUCAUAAAGAUCAGGAUUUUAUAGCUGUUAAACGACAAGUCUUUCAUCCAACACGGAGAAAAAAUGAGCAAAUCCGAUGAAAAUCAUUGCAUGCAUGUCGAAAUACCAUAUUUUGUCUAACAAAAAGAGGAAACGCAAUUAAUAGGAAACGCAAACAAAAGGAAAGCAAUAAAUCACCAAUGUGUCAUUUUAACAAAGAGCUUAGAGCUGGUUUACAAGAUGUUUAUAAUAAUUAUGCAUAAGCAGUCUGGUAUUUUAUUGAAGUGAAACUCGUUAAUUUAAGUCCCAAAGGGAAUUAAUUUUCAAUAGAUUUAGACCCAAUUCUCAACGGUGAAAAUAUGCAAUUUUGAAAAAUAAUUUUUAUCGUACUCGUAUUUGGGGGGACUUUUCAAUCUUAAAAAUAUUCUUAAUAAAAUUAUAUAUCGUGUUGCAAUGACAUUAUAACAAUUACUUUAAAUACUUCAUGUUCGAAAAAAAUGGUUUUGUGCGAGUUUCUGCAUGUAGGUAUUUUCUUGUAGUAAUAAUAAACUGAAAAUAUUUCAGCAAGCUCAUAUUUUCAGUUGGGCUAUAGCACAUAUACCCGAGUGAUUAUAGGACUUCUUACAAACAUGAAGUGGUGUCACAAACACAAAAACGUUUUGUUAUAAACAAAACUUGGCGGAAAGACCACUUCUGUAUAAUAUACUGAGUGCAUGGGAUCAAGGUAGGGCUUAUAAUAUAGCUCGCAUCCUUCCUUAUUGAAAAAAACACAUAAAGGUAUAUAGGAAGCAGAGACUUACAGAUGAAAGAAAUUUCAGGUUCUUUCUAUAAUAAUUGUGUGGUAUUCCUCGCUCGUCGCAUCAACAACAGAAUUAGAUUUACGACUUUACAACAGUUUUAAGACGCUUUAAGGUCAAUACACACUGGACGUGAUUCGACAACGCGACGCGAUUUUUCGAUUUUCACUGCAUGACCGACAACUUUGAUCCUACAAUCCUAGACAAAACCAUCUGCGACACUCUAUUACUGAACAUUCCUUUUUACCAGUUAGACCGAAAUAAUGUACUCGUUUGCCCCAAAACAAUGUUGGACGUUUUAUCACUAUUCUACGAAUGCAAUCAACAUUGAAUGGUAGGGGAAAGGGGGAGGUUUUCUAAAUUUACUAUAAUACUACGACAUUUUGUCAAAUAAUUGGAAGUAUCGCAGAUGUUUUGUCCAGGAUUGUAGUUUAAAUUUUCCAACUAUUUAAUUUGCUCUCAUUGGCUGUUUUAUUAACUUUCAAAAACUAAAAAAUAGCGUCGCGUUGUCGAAUCGCAUCCGGUGUGUCUGGACCUUUAAACAAUGAUCGCAGGCGUUUUUCGCAACAAUCUGGGGCCGGUUGUAUAAAAAAGUGAUUAAAGUUAAUCAUAUAGUUAAGUGGAAAUGUCAUCCAAUAAGAAGCGCCUAUUUGAGAGUUAAUCACUAUUUAACUACAAAAUAGUGAUUAAAAAAGUGAUUAAGAGUUUUAUACAACCGGCCCCUGGUAGUAAACAAUGUAACGUCACGCGACCAAAAUGGCAGGGUUUUUUCCAGCACUUCCAACCAAUUCAGUAACAAUUAUUCGCCGAAGGCGAGGUGAUCAUUGGGGAAUAUUCGCCGAUCGCGAGACGAUGUCGAGAUGAAUGUUCCCCGAUAAUCACUGAGCCUAAGGCGAAUAAUUGUUUUAGUAUUUUUGCACAAGUUUCUUUGUGUUUUUCUAAUAAUAAUAAUUUGGUCUGAAUUCAUUUUAAUUUCGCUUAUUUCUUUAUCACUAACUUCAACAAAACGGCUAGCCGCCAUUUUGAAAAUUUCGAGUUUGUUAUAUUCACCUGUAGGUGAAUAUCACGGAUUAAUACGUCAAAUUUGACCAAUCACCUUGUAAGAUUUGUUAUGUUCACUUGUACAAAAAUACUAAACCUCUUUAACAAAAGAUAGCGCAAUAUAUGAGGAAACCUGUACGAAUAUCUUAGUGUUCCUAUGUUAUUCCAUUGCGAAUCUUUUAGAUGCAAAAUGAAUAUAGGUUAUAUAUUUUCUUCAAGUAAAUUACAUAAUGAAUCAUUAAUUACAAAAAUGUUUCCUUUUCUUAUAUUUCUACUAAAAUUACACUAAAAUUAUACAAUUUUUGAGUUGUGUGUAUAUUUUUCAAAAGGAGGUGCAUGGCUACAAAUUUUGUUAUAACUAUAGCUGAGACUCUAUGUCGUGUUAACUAAGCAGCUGAUCUUGCAUCUUUGCAGCAGGCUGCUCCAUUUACUGUUCUAGAACAUUUGGCACACUGUUCUGGAACGAUAUAAAAUUCACAGGUACGAUAUAAGAGUCACAUACGCUGUUCUGGAACAGUGUUGAGUUUAUUAUAUAUGCGUGCAACCAUGCAUUACUGCUGUUAUUUGUACAUCUACGUAUGCUUUUGCAUCGUUUUUACUCGUUGAUUUUGCCUAACCCUGCAUGGCUUUCAAAUAGCAUAUAAUAAGUAUAUGUCGAAAUAUAGCAGUGAACCCUUCAAAAUAACGCUCUAUACAGUGUGCAUUGGAUACACAAAAUAUGUCACCUCAUUUCCAAUCACGUGAAACUAGGCAAUGUCACGUGUCUGUUCUGGCUGCCCCUACUCGAAAAUCGGGGUAGUCAUGAACAGUCAUGUGACUCUUUUCUGUUCCAUUAGUUUUCGGAAAAUCCGGAGUACUCCGAACAGUAAAUGGAGUAGCUUGUUGGCCGCUGGCAUAGACAUGCAUAUAGAGCGGAAACCUUUAUACCAGAUCAUGGUUAGGGUAUAUUACAAUUAACUGUACCAAGUACUGCAAGUUUAGUAUUCGAUGGCGUAUUUUCUUUUGGCGAGUUCUUCCAUUCUUUUAUGGCGUGAAUGUUUGUGUUUUGAUAGAAUAUGUAUAUUCAGUAAUUACUCGGGUACAGUAAACUUAAUCACAAAGCUCAAUCACAUUCAAGGGCUAAGACAAAUUGAUUACCCUUUGUUCCAUCAGUUGUUUAUAAUGUUGUUAUUGUAGAUGUUCCUAUCAAUUGUUGGUAUCCUUGAAGCAGCAUGAAAUUCGUGACAUUUUAUAACAUUAUACAGUUCAGACGAGCAGGUCAUUUCGGACCAAAAUUUUCGACCGGGCCAUCAAGAUUUAUACUUCCAUGCUAAAGCGGUUAAUAGAUUUUUAUAUCGCUGAAAAAGGUUAACUUAAGGAGGUGUUCUUCGGGAGAAACAAAAACGAUAACAAAGUCAUAUAUUUUCGGCAACAAACCACUCGAAUUGACCAAGUGAUCAAUAGUUCCAUACAACCUUCAGCGUCCAAUAUUUUCUUAUUACUUCACUGCAACCUGUUCAUUUUGCGUCCAAAAAAUUCGGAAUGGAUAGUUCUUGCCAAUAAAGUCUGAUCGAACGGGAUUCGAUGUAGUAAAACCACCAAAAAAGUAAAAAACCCUGAUUUCGUAAUACUAUAGCUAUAGGUUUUUUGGCCGGUUGAGCCACCAUCUUGGAUUUAUCAUGCAGGUGACGCCUCUUCAAGGCAUGAGUCAGCAAAGUAGUUCUCCUAUAUCUAUGUUUAGGACUCGUAGUUCUAAUUAUUCCAAUACCAAGUAUCCAGCGAGUAAUGGUGUUCUAUUAUAUUGAGACAUUGCGCAUGAACAAGGCCGAAUGGCAAAUGCCCGUACAAACAAUUAAGUACUAAGAUCGAUCAUCUGUUACAAAUCCAAAAUUUAUAUUGUCCAAUCAUAAAACAGUAUUUAUACCACGUGACGGUGUGAUUUUUACGGCAUUCUACCCAAUUUUAUGAUUAUGCAAUGCAGCGCGAGAUAUAUAUAGGAUAUUAGACGGUUGCGAAGAGAUAUGGAUUUUAUGUUCGUGUGGCAAAAACAAUAUCUCACGAGUGAGCGCAGCGAACGAGUGACACAUUGUUUUUGACACGAGAAUGUAUUUUCGCACUUGUUAAUUUGGUAUUUUCGCACUUGUUAAUGGUACUAUGGUAUUUUCGCACUUGUUAAUGGUACUAUGGUAUUUUCGCACUUGUCAAUGGUACUAUGGUAUUUUCGCACUUGUUAAUUUGGUAUUUUCGCACUUGUUAGUACUAUGGUAUUUUCGCACUUGUUAAUGGUACUAUGGUAUUUUCGCACUGUUAAUUUGGUAUUUUCGCACUUGUUAAUGGUACUAUGGUAUUUUCGCACUUGUUAAUUUGGUAUUUUCGCACUUGUUAAUUUGGUAUUUUCGCACUUGUUAAUUUGUUUUCACAAAACUCACUCGCUCAUUGCACUCGCUCGUUCGUUUCGUGAAAACAAAUUAACGCGUGCGAAAAUACCAUACGUCAGCACUUCCCAUUAAGAAAUCUCUAUAUAUUCCAUAGCAGAUCUGCCACUGCAUACUAAUAUCGAACGCCGACCGCAUGCACUAGCAUAAUGAAAAAUAAAACAAUAUGGCGUUCUCGAAUGUUUUGUUAUGCUCGAUUGGAAACGAUUUCUUUCUUUAUCUAAGAAUUUUCACAUGAAUAUUAGGAGGUAUGUUACCUUCAAUGAUCCAAAGAAAAUAUGUUCAAAUCAAGGAUGUUUUCCAGGGGAUCGUGGGAAAACUCCAUCCUUCAACAAUAUUCAGUGGGACAACUGCACUCACCCUGACAAAAUUAAAAAUUCAGGGAGAACGGCGUUCCUCUGACAGGACUGACAGGAGUCAAUAAAACCACACAGACAGAUGUUGGUAUGUGUGUGUAAUACAACCUGCAAACAUGCAUGCUUCGGUAUUCGACGCCUCGGCAGUGCAGCUUAGUACACGUCUAGAUAUGUGGUGAUGAAAAUCGUAUUUAUAUACAAGUGAGCUCCAUUCAUAUCUGGAGUGAGAACUGGAGCCCGAAAAUGAAGCGAUCUAAUUCAACGCGAAGACAAAAACAAUAGAAAGGGACUCGGGAACUGACGUCCAAAAGCGGCUUUAAUGUCCGCCAUCUUGGCAAUGAGUGUGUCGAAAUUUCGCAUUUGGAGAUUGAUUUAAAGAAUAACACUUUGGUUUUAUCACAUGUAAAUUUGGCUACAUAUACGUUCUGUUAGAAAAAACUUGACUUAGUUUGGGAAAAUGAUAUAAAACCUGUCUACGACCUUCAGCUGAGCUAUUGGACGUCAAUAGCCACCAGUUUGGCUUCACUUUUCUCGUAUAAGCCGAAUGACUGAAAUUCCUGCUCCAGAUAUAAAUGAAGCUCGCUAGUUUAUACUCAUGAGCUUGCUCUCACCAAGUGCAUGUCAGUGACACUAACGCACCAGACAUGCACAGAGUGUCAUGGGCAAGGGCGCGCAAAUGACCACAUAGGAAGUGAUCCUAUGUGAAUUAAAUGACCACGUCCAUUCAAUUUUCACGUCCAUUCAAUUUUGAAAACAUCACUAAUUAAAAUAUUUUCAAAAGAGCGAACGUCAAAAACUCGGAUAUAAUAAAAAAUUAAAAUGAAACAUUGUAUUCGUGUAGUUGUUCAGCAAGUUUGUUUGCAGCAUAAUAUAUUAUUUAUGAACCCUCUCCUCGAAGCCCCUUGGGAAAAAAUCAUCACUUCGGGUAAUAUUUCGCCGAAUCUCCCUCGCUCCGUCUCCAAGUCAAAUAAAUUAUACUGAAUAUCGAUGGAACUAGAAUGAGUUACGAAAAUAUCACCUUAGCUCAGCCGGUAAAGUAUUGGCGUAUCCAAGUAAUCCAACCAAAUGUCGCGGAUAAACGGGGCCUUUUUAAACUAUAUAACUGGAGGUAUAAUGCAACACAAAAAAUAAUGUAUACCCAAAAAUCUGUCCCUUUUUGUAGAUGUCCCCCACAGACGAAAUCUUAGAAAAAGCCCUGCGUAUAAACGCCAUGAUUAUCUAAUAUCAACAUCGUCAUCACCUAAUUAUAUAUAAGCAUCAUCAUCAUCCAAUUUAAAUCUCAUAAAUUUUUCUUUAUAGGCAUGAAAUUCUCACAUAAAAAGUAUCUCAUCGUGUUAACAACGGGCUCAAAUAAAGGUCCAGUUGCGAAAAUUAAGGUCGAAGCAUCAACAGCUAGUAUUUCUUAUAGUAUCACGGGAGCACGCUCAUUAAUAGACAUCAACAAUGGCGGAGUACUGAUGUUAAUGGAAAACCUCGACGCUAAAAUUGUGUCUGCAUUGAACAACACCGAGAUUACAAUCGUAGCUAGUAAACAGGGUACAUCGGAGAAAGCUUCAACUAUAGUGAUUAUCAUCAUUCUACCUUUAUAUUUUGGUGAUCAGUACAUUCCUCAGAUCGCUAUGGAGGAAGAUUCCAGUGUGAAAGAAAAGCAGUCGCAAUUUAAACACAUCACGCCACGUGUUUUGCUUCGCUUCCUAAGACGACCGUCGCCAACUGCUAGAAGAAUCGCAUUGGCUCAAUUGAAAUUAGAAACGAAAAUUAUGAAAAUUAAGAAAAUGAUUAUCAAAAGAAUUGGUAAGCAAACAGCAAGUGAAAACCCAAAAUAUUAUCCAUUUCUACUUUUUUUUGUUCCUUUUUUUUACAAACUUAGUCAUAAAUGAUAGGUUAACCCUACAGAGCUUAUUGCUCCAUUUACAGGGUCCCUAAUAAUAUGUAUAUAUAUAAAAAAAACAAAAAAACAAACAUUAUUUACAACCCAUUUUAUCCACAAGACUGGACAACGGACGACACGAGUGACACUUGACACAUAUACUUUUAAAUAUUUGUGGAGCAUUAAUGUUAUAUAUUAUUUGUUUAGUCAUUGCUUCAUAAUAAGUUAACUAGGCCAAGAAGUAGUAUUUCUUGUUUUGUGAAUACGAAAGUUAACACACUCUAAAUAAUUAUUCAACUCUUCGUUAUUGACUGUCUUGACUAAUGUAAUUGCCAAGACAUUAUGUGAUUAGUAUAAUCAUCAUGCAAUUAGCAAAGUAAUUAUACAAUUAAGAAAAACACUAUGCAAUUAACAAAGUCAGUGCGGGGAGCUGUGGUGACUCAUGCAGUCGUCAAAUCUAUCGCAUUUCAUCCUCGGAGAUCGCGUGUUUGUUUUAUUCAUGUGACAAGAGUCUGGCAACGUUUUCCCGGGCAUAUAGAUUACCUCGCAUAGAGAAGGUUGACAAGAUCAGGGACGCCAGAACUGGGGGGCAGGAGGGGCAGCCGCCCCCCUUGCCCUUUACCAGGAGGGGCAAGGGAGGCCAAGGUGCCCUUUCAAUUUAAAGGAUUGCCUUGGCGAAAUAGCGAAUUGUCAGAAAUGUUAGUGCAAUUCUGUUAAGAAUUUGCUUCAGAAAACGCAAGAAAUGCAGUCAUCGAGCUUCAAGAAUAGCACAAUUGCCUGGCGGAGAACCCCCUCACACCCCUAUCAUCCAAUAAAUAGAAAACAUGAUUAGGCGAAGUUCAACUGCCUGAUGUUUUGCAAACAUCUCUUAGUAUAUAUCAAUUCAAAAGUGCCCUUUCACGAAAAUCUGCCCCCCCCCCCUUCCCUUCACAUCGUUCCGGCGUCCCUGGACAAGAUGGGUUGGGAUAAACAUAAUAAACAUAGUUAGGAAAGUAAGAGGCUGUUUAUAUGGUCCCGCUUACCUGGGAUUUAAUGUAGUGUGACGUAUUUCGAACAAUUGAUAUAAGUCGCAUUUCAUGAUCUAACAAAAUUGCUUGUUACAAAUUGUACGAAAUUCCAUGUUUUAGGCAAAGAACAAAUGUUUUUAAAGAACAAAUGUUUUUGAAUGCUAUUAAUCAUUUUCUUCCACUACAUAACUACUUCUAGCGCGUUCCAACAAUAUUUCAAGUUAUUAAACUUAUGUUUAGGGAUGAAACACGUAUUUCAAUUGCUCAAAAUACGUCACACUUCAUUGAAUCCCGGGUAAGCGGGACCAUAUAAACAGACCUUAAACAUCGCAAUUGCAUGCAUAGUGUAACAUUAAUAAUCUUGGUGAAAGCGUAAUACUUGAUGUAAAUGGUAAGUAAGUAAGUGUAAGUAUAAGUAAGCAUAACACUUGAUGUAAAUGGUCACUGAAAAGCUCCGAGAGAUAUAAUGUAUGCAUGUGCAAUCACACGUAAUUUUGACUGCACAUUUUUGUACAAAGUUGCACAUAUAUAUGCCGCAGAAGCACGCCCUUCCGCGCAUAAGCCGCGUCGAAGCUGCGCAGAAGCACGCCCUUUUAUAACACACACUUAUAAUAAUGUGCAACCACAAACCAGGCUUCAAUUGAUAUUCAAAAAUGCCAAAACCAACAUACACUGCACACAGUGCACAGCACCCAAGGUCGCCUCAGGAAAUUUGUGGGCUCAGGGCAAAUUUGACUUGGAGCCUUCAUGAUUCCAUUUUCUAACACAAUGAUUAGGGAGUAUUCUCUGUGGGAAAACUUUAAAAUAUGAGGUCCCAGAAUUGGAGAAAUCCAGCUGCAAUCUGGAAGUAUAGUUGACAGUAAUAUCUAUGUACAUUUCACUAUAAUUCUGUAUUUGGGAUUAUAGUGAAAUAUAUUUAUAGCAUUUAUAGUAUUUUUUAUAGUGUAUUUUAUUUUGUUUUUGGGAUUCCCUUUUUUAACUGGAACCCCAGGAAAAUUUUCCCCCUCCACAUCUCUUGGCGGCCUUCGUAGCACCUGUAGUUACGACUAUUGUGACGGUAUAGUUCCAUAAUAACAUGCUUGUAGAAAAAAUAUAUUUUCGUUUUCGCAAAUGCAAGGCUUGUAGACGUGAAAAACUUCUAUAGUGGAGUUUCAGCAACAUGCGCCCACAGAAAAUUGCGUAAUCUAGGCUCUCUAAAAGGGCAUUUCUUGCAAUGUGCGGGGACUCUCUAUAGAACUCUGAAGAUUAUUCACUAAUUACAAAAAUAUCAAAGUAGAUCUUUGGUGAGAGGUAAUAAUAAUUAUUAAAUAAUUUGUUCAUUUGAUGAACCUUAAGUACAAUAUUAUUAAUACGGUAAUUCUUUCUAUAAAAAGAGACUGACAUCAACUGCACAAUUAUACUAAACGUUGCGCACUCUGUUUGCAUUAAAUUUUCUGAAAUUUUUUAGCCGAGCGAUUUCGCGAUGCUCUUGUCCAGGCUAUUCUACACAUCAAAACACUGUUCUCAAAACAAAUGAUGGAAGAAAUGGACGACGAAUCAAACUGCCUUGAACCAACUGUGGCUAGCAGAUGUGAUUAUCGUGCGAGGUAUAGAACAUUUGAUGGUACAUGUAAUAACCUAUGGCACCCCAAUGAGGGAGCAUCCGAGAGAGGUUUUGAACGACUAUUGCCUGCGUUGUAUUUUGAUGCAGACGGACUUAAUGAUCCAAUUGGAUAUCCCAACCAACCAGGUGCGCCUACAGUACCAUCACCACACAGGGUCAGCCGAGAUUUCAUCAAAGACGAGAUAGCCGCUUCAUCGUCAUCAGCAACAUUGACCCACGCUGUGAUGCAGUUUGGUCAGUUUAUUGACCAUGACUUAGAUUUAGCUACUGACGUCGAAUUUGAAGGAAGAAAUACUUGUCUUGAUCUGCCGUAA